UCCUCUGCUGUGUUCUUUCGCAUCAAGUUUGUUCUUCUCUUUUGUCCUCUCUCCUCUUCAUCCUUCCCCAACCAGAACAGCUGCGGAGAAAUAGGACGAUAUGUAGAGAGAGAAAUAUAGAGAGAUGGUGAUUCCGGCGUCUUUUUAAAGUGUUACGAGGUUCCUGUGGAUAUAGUCGACCGAGAGAAGUUUCUGCAGAGGAGAAAGAAGAAGAAGAAGAGAUGGAAUUGCCGGAUGAGUACCAGAAGCUUGUUAACAGAAUGAUGAACACUCUCAGGGUGGUCAUCGACAAUGCGGUGUGCGCGACGUCAACGGUGGUGAGGGUAAACAGCGCCCGGAAGCGUGGCAUGCUAUUGGAGGCCGUGCAGGUGCUCACCGACCUCGACCUAACCAUCCAGAAGGGCUACAUCUCCUCGGACGGCCGCUGGUUCAUGGAUGUCUUCCACGUUGUCGACGGCCGCGGUCGCAAGCUACUCGACCCCGCCCUCCUCUCCCGCAUAGAAUGCUCCCUCAGCGGCGAAGCCUCGUCAUCCUCCUCCGCCGGCGAUGACGGAGAGAACAACCACGACAAAUCCGAUGGCUGCGGCCUUGCGGGCCUCACGGCGCUGGAGCUUACCGGCACCGACCGGCCGGGCCUCCUCUCCGAGGUCUUCGCUGUGCUCCGUGACCUGGAGUGCAACGUGGUGGAGGCCAAGGUCUGGACCCACAACGGUCGCAUCGCCUCCCUCAUCUUCGUCAAGGACCACCACUCGGGCUCCCCCAUCGCCGACGCCCACCGUGUCGACGGGAUCGAGGCCCGCCUCCGCAAUGUUCUCCGCGGCGAUCACGACGUCCGCGGAGCCAAGACCACCGUGGCCUCUCCCAUGAUGACCCACUCCGACCGCCGCCUCCACCAGCUCAUGUUCGCGGACCGCGACUACGGGCGCGUCUCCUCCAACGAGGCAUCCUUGUCUUCGUCGUCGUCAAAGUUGUCGGUCUCGGUUCAGAAUUGGACCGAGCGCGGCUACUCCGUCGUCAACGUGCAGUGCCGCGACCGACCGAAGCUCCUGUUCGACGUAGUUUGCACCCUCACCGACAUGGGGUACGUCGUCUUCCACGGAACCAUUGGCACCGAUGCCGAUCGAGCCUAUCAGGAAUUCUACAUAAGACAUAUGGAUGGAGGGCCGAUCAGUUCGGAGGCAGAGCGGCAGCGAGUGAUCCAAUGCUUGCAAGCCGCCAUCGAGCGCAGAGCAUCUGAGGGGAUGAGGCUGGAGAUGAGCAUGCCGGACCGUCGGGGCUUGCUCGCGGACGUGACCCGGACGUUCCGCGAGAACGGGCUCUCGGUGACCAGGGCGGAGAUCACGACCAAGGCCGGCGAAGCCAAGAACGAGUUCUGCGUCACCGACACCAACGGCCAGCUGCCCGACCGCCGCGCGAUCAACGCCGUCAUCGAGAGGAUCGGCAAGGACCACAUCAAAUUCAACGAGCAACGGGGGCCGCGCCCCUGCCAGGAGAGGCCACUGCCGGAGGCGGCCGGCGUGGUCGGGGUCUUCAGCCUGGGGAACCUGGUGAUGAGGAAUCUCUACUACCUUGGGCUCAUCAGAUCCUGUUCAUAGAAGCACCCCCGGUUGGGCCCGCGGCUUGUCCAACUCGGUAGGUUCACUCUGUUCAUAGGUGUAAAGCUGUGGAAGAGCAGGUUACUCAGGAAGUUAGCAGCUGAAAGCAUCAUAUUCAUCUGGGUUACGGGGUGCCAUCGGGGUAGUCAUAGCUGUACGUCAAAUAGUAUCAAUAGGUUGUGUAUAUGAGAAAAGCAGGGUUGGGGUUGGGUUUUCCGCUUCUUGCCAUAGAUAGCUCGGAGAAGCUGGUGGUUGCGGUGGAACUAUUGGUGCCAGCUACCUAAGGCGAUAGGUUGUGGGUCUCUGUUAGCAGUAGUUUUCUUUUCUGUUUUUGCUUCGUUACACAUACAUGUAAAUACCCAUACCCGUUGUACAUAUGAUAACGAACUUGAUACUAGUGCUAAUGAUUAGAAGUCGCUCCUUGUGUCUU
Molecule: messenger RNA, 2025 nt
Organism: Musa acuminata AAA Group (dessert banana)
Lineage: Eukaryota; Viridiplantae; Streptophyta; Magnoliopsida; Zingiberales; Musaceae
Product: ACT domain-containing protein ACR8
Exons: 4
Coding region: 222-1595 (457 amino acids)
Source: RefSeq, a predicted model, not a curated record